UUUAGUGGGACUCAGACAUACAGCAGACCGGCUGUCCCAAGCUGCGCUGAUCCUUUACUCUCCUGCACCAAGCUGAAGCCCGCCUGCUGCCUCCUCUUUGUCACUGGCCACCUGCCUCUCCAGGAAUAAAGUACACGGCGGCAUCACCAAAGCAAGGAGGCAAGGAGAGAUCCUGACUUGUGUCAACUCCGCGUCCUGUGGGAGGACGGGCUGCGCACAGUGCGCGCUUGGCGACUGACGGGUUUGUUGUCGUUACCAGGAGAGAAGAGCAGAGCGAGCGGAGCGAUAGCCAGUCCUGCUCCCACUACACAGGGAAGCCCCCUCGGAGGAGACGCCACUUGCAUGGAUGCACCAUGGCCACGUUUGUCUGCAGGGUUCAGUUUUUAGAUGACACCGAUCCGUUCAACAGUACCAAUUUCCCGGAACCGACCAGACCACCGCUGUACACCUUUAGAGAGGAUAUCCCCCUCAUCAACCAGCUAGCAGGCGUCCACAGGCUCCUCAAAGCUCCGCACAAGCUCGAUGACUGUGCACUUCAGCUUUCACAUAAUGGAACCUACCUGGAUCUUGAAUCCUCUCUGGCUGAGCAAAGGGAUGAGCUGGAGGGCUUUCACCAGGAUGACACAGGAUCCAGAGGAAAGAAGCACAGUGUUAUUUUACGAACUCAGCUGACUGUCCGUGUACACGCCUGCAUUGAAAGACUGUAUAACUCCAAUGGGCGUGACUUGAGAAGGGCACUGUUUUCUCUGAAGCAAAUUUUUCAGGAUGACAAAGACCUGGUUCAUGAGUUUGUGAUGGCAGAGGGUCUGACAUGUCUCAUCAAGGUGGGAGCAGAAGCUGAUCAGAACUACCAGAACUACAUAUUAAGAGCCCUGGGACAGAUCAUGCUAUAUGUGGAUGGGAUGAACGGUGUAAUUGGCCACCCCGAGACAAUCCAGUGGCUCUACACUCUUGUUGGUUCAAAGUUCCGUCUGGUGGUGAAAACAGCUCUGAAGCUGUUGCUGGUGUUUGUGGAGUACUCUGAGUCUAACACCCCGCUGCUGAUACAAGCCAUCACCUCUGUGGACACAAAGAGAGGCUGCACGCCGUGGUCCAAUGCUAUGGAGAUUUUGCACGAGAAGGAUGGAGUGGACACAGAGCUGCUGGUCUAUGCCAUGACCCUUGUCAAUAAGACACUUGCAGCACUUCCAGACCAGGAUUCCUUCUAUGACAUGGUGGAUGGUCUGGAGGAACAAGGAAUGGAGACAGUUUCCCAAAGACACCUAGGGCGGAAAGGGACUGAUCUGGACCUGGUUGAGCAGCUCAACAUCUAUGAGAUGACCCUAAGGCAUGAAGACGGUGAUGACGACAGUCAGCCUCCACCGAUGGGCCGGCGAGAUCGGAGACGGGCCAGUCUCGGGGGUGGAGACAAAAAGCGUGGCCUGGAGAGGAGGCGAAGUAGAAGAGCUUCUCUUGGGCGAUCUGGUCAGGCCUCCCCAUGCAGCCCUGCAUCACCUCAGAGAGCUGGCUUCCAGCCAUUCAGUGGACACAGAGCUGAGGACAUGAGCGAGAGAGCACUGUCAGGUUUCCUUCCAUCCAUAGAGGAGGAAUGUGAGAAUAGCAAAGAGGGGGAGGAGGAGGAGGAAGACGAGACUCCUGUGACUGAGUCUGAUUCGGAUGAGCAGGAGGGGGCUAAUCAGACCACCCUCAGCCCGGCUAGGCCUCUUCCAUCCAUCGUUCACAGAACAACCCUCCAAUCCAUCACCAUCACUACCAGAAAGGAGUAUUUAAAAGAGGAGGAAGAGAAGAAUAGGGCAGAACUACUUCCGCCCACGCCCUCCCCUUCUACACCCACCACCUCUCCUCCCGUCUCCUGCACUGUCAGUCCUCCAGCUCAGCCGUCCCUCCUGUCCACCCUGCUGGCCAGGAAAAAGUCUAUAGUCACUGUCCCGGCAACCAAGGAGGUCAGCCCACCAUCCCGUGGCGUCUCUCGUCCUUCACCUGACCGCCUGCCUUACCUGCCUCACACGCCCUUCCACCUCUUCUCAUAUGAUUUCGAUGAGGAGCCGUCACCCUCGGCUCCAGCUAAACCCAGUGAGGACUCACCCAGAGCGACAUCUCCCAGGAAUGGAGGUCUCAUGUCCUACUCCUCCCUCAGCACCUCAAGUACACCAACCAGUCCCAGGCCCACUUUGGGAGGUCUCCUGUCCUCCUCAUAUAGACAGCACCAAGAGUCUCUGGCAGCUGAGCGAGAGCGCCGUCGUGUGGAGAGAGAGGAAAGACUGCUGAAGAUAGAAAGAGAAGAGAGGAACAAGCACAGCCGCGGCUAUGUGGAUAAAAUGGAAGAGGCCAGGCUUGCGCGGGAGGAGAGGUAUAAGAACGUGGAGCGUCUGGCUGCAGAGGAAUACGAGAAGGAGCGUGUCCGGGUGUCAAGAACUCACCCCGACCUCAACCUGACCUUUGAACCCUCGGACGCCUGGCCCUCGUCAUCACGCAGCAGCACCCCGUCAUCCUUCGCCUCCCAGGAGGACGCAGAGGCCGAUCUUGACGCCGAGGCCCCCAUCACUCCCUCUGAGGCUGGAGAAGCUGAUGAAUCCAGCACCAGCAUAGAAACAGAGGAAAAAGAGGCUGACGAGGAGGAGGAAGAGCAGAAAGAAGAGGAAGUGCAGAAGGAAGUGGCAGUGGAAACAGAGGAAGAAGUCCAAGAACUCAAAAAGGAACCGGAGAAGGAGAGAGAGGAGCCUGAGGAGGACAGUGGCAUCCUCAGUGACAAAGAACGACAGAAUGAGGAAGUGAACGAAAAGGACAACUGCUCAGCCUCCAGCAUCUCCUCUGCCAGCAGCACUCUGGAGAGAGAGGAGAGAGGGAACAGUGACAAUGGCUGUAAGGAGGCAGAGGUGAAUGACAAGUGCAACAAACUCCUCAACAGUAAACUCUUCAUGCUGGACAUGCUGUACUCCCAGAAGAAGAAGCCCAGCGAUGAGGAGGAGGAAGAGGAAGAAGAGGAAGUGGAGAAGGAGAAAGAGAAAGGAGACGGAGAGGACAGUGAGACACAUCAGAACGCUAGUGAACAACUGGACGACAGCCAGGAGAACAGCGACAGCGGCGACAAGUCAGACAGCCGCGGUAGCAUCCGUCAAUUUGCUGAGCGGUUUGGAGACCUGAUUAAGGGCCUUGGCUCACCCAUCCAGCACAUGGACAGCCCUGACAACGAGCCCCUUCCUGCCCCACCCAAAAAGGAAUCAGACACGAUCUGGGACCAGCUGCUGGCCAGCCCUCGAGAACUGCGCAUCGGGGACAUCAACUUCACCGACCUGACGGACGAGGAUGACAAGGACAUCCUGGAUUCCGUUUCGAUGGGAGGGUGUAGUGACCUCCCGCCUCCGCCGCCUCCUCCACCCUGCUUCCCACCACCCCCACCCAUGCUAGGCAGCUGCCCCCCACCCCCGCCCUUAAUUGGUAUUAUGAGGCCACCACCUCCUCCUUCAUUUAGCACUACUGUUCCAGUGCCUCCUCCCCCAGAACCACCUCUCUUCAACAAAAAGAAGAAGACCAUUAGACUCUUCUGGAAUGAGGUGCGUCCGACAGACUGUCAGUACAGGGACCACAAGCGGAGUGUGGACUCAUUCUGGUCCAAACUGGAACCAGUAAAGAUGGACACAGCCAAACUGGAACACCUGUUUGAGACAAAGUCUAAGGAAAUGCCUGUUACAAAGAAAACAGCAGCUGAUGGCAAACGUCAGGAGAUCAUUGUUUUGGAUUCAAAGAGAAGUAACGCCAUCAACAUUGGCUUGACAGUUCUGCCUCCACCUCGCACCAUCAAGACAGCCAUCCUUAACUUUGAUGAGUACGCUCUGAACAAGGAGGGCAUUGAGAAAAUCCUGACGAUGAUCCCAACUGAGGAGGAGAAGCAGAAGAUCCAGGAAGCCCAGCUGGCCAACCCUGAUGUCCCUCUGGGCUCUGCAGAGCAGUUUCUACUCACUCUAUCCUCCAUCAGUGAGCUGUCUGCCAGACUCCAGCUCUGGGCCUUCAAGAUGGAUUACGAAGCCACAGAGAAGGAAGUAGCAGAGCCCCUGCAGGAUUUAAAAGAGGGUAUGGAGCAGCUGGAGAAGAACAAAACCCUGCGCUACAUCCUCUCUACGCUGCUCUCAAUUGGAAACUUCCUCAAUGGCAGUAAUGCUAAAGGUUUCGAGCUGACAUAUUUGGAGAAGGUUCCAGAGGUUAAGGACACAGUCCAUAAGCAGUCUCUGCUCCAUCAUGCUUGCUCUGUAGUGGUGGAAAAUUUCCCUCAGAGCACUGACCUCUACUCUGAGAUAGGAGCCAUAACACGUUCCGCAAAGGUGGACUUUGACCAGCUGCAGGAGAACUUGUGUCAGAUGGAGCGGCGCUGUAAAGCCUCAUGGGACCACCUGAAGGUGAUCGCCAAGCAUGAGAUGAAGCCCCAGCUGAAGCAGAAGAUGUCCGACUUCCUCAAAGACUGUGCUGAAAGAAUCAUUAUCCUCAAGACUGUUCACCGCAGGAUCAUCAACAGGUUCCAUUCGUUCCUGUUGUUCCUCGGUCAUCCGCCCUACAGUGUGAGAGAGAUCAGCGUCCACAGGUUCAGUAAAAUCCUCAGUGAGUUUGCGCUGGAGUACCGAACCACCCGAGAACGCGUGCUGCAGCAGAAACAGAAACGGGCCGACCAUCGCGAACGCAAUAAGACAAGAGGAAAGAUGAUCAUGGAUGUGAACUCUCCUUCUGAUGAUGAAGAGGAGCGUGAGCAGUGUGCUCGGUAUGGCUCAAGCAGCAGCGCCCCCAGUGUCAGCCAGGAGAGUGAGCAGCCUCAGGCUCUUGGCCAUGCCGAGGAUGCCGCAGAGCAUGAGCACAUGAAAGCGGUGUUGAGAACCAGCCUCAGUGGCGGCGACAAGGAGGCAAGUGGGGUGCCAGGCCUUCGGACACGGACAAGAUCACGACCUGGGCGAGGAGGUCGCACCAUGCAGGCGUGGACUCCAGCAGUGGAGGAUGCUCAGAUAUGCCGAGAUGAUGCCGCUGAUGAAAUCAUGGAGCGUAUAGUGAGGUCGGCCACUCAGGGACCAGGAACCAGAACCCAGCCCAGAGAGAGGAGGAGGUCCAGGGUCAACCGCAAAUCAUUAAGACGGACUCUGAAAAACGGUCUGACACCAGAAGAAGCCCUUGCUUUAGGUCUAAAUGAUUCUCCAGAAUCCCAGAUGUGAUCAUCCACCUGUCCUCACAGCUGUCGAUGUCAGUGUAACAUCUGUCAGCUUGCAGCACACUUUAGAGCUGUGCUCCACCAGCCACAACUCCCAAGUUUUUGUCAGCUGCUAAUCUUGCCUAAUGUUUCUGAGUGAAGAAGCUGUAGCCAGGAUAGUGAUUUUUCUAUUUACAAAAAAAAAUGAAGAAAUGUGUCAUAUAAGGAGGGAGUUUUGUGAGGAAAGGGUAAACGCUGCCUUUUUAGAUAUCUAAAAAUUUUUUAGAUGAUGCAUUCGUCCAAAGGGAUAAUUUUUUUGUAAAUUUCUGCAGCUGUAACUUUUUCAUUUAUUUAAGCUGUGAAUUUGAAAAUGGGCUGAAGCAAAUACAUUGUCUAAAGAAAAUCACACAAAUAAAGAUGUUAAUAAGAAUUAGUCCAUGGAAAAUAUUUGCUUCUGCAGCUGCAAGGUACAGUUGCAUGGUUGUGUUAUGUAGGAAUGUGACAGGUUGUCAAUCUGAUGAGUGCCUUUCAUUUAAAAGGGACAGUGCUGUACCUUUUAACCAUCUCUUUGCUCUUGUCUUCACCUAGUACAGCUCAGAUGUCACAUUCACAGGUUUGAAUUGUAAUGGUACAAUUCAUUUUCUCAGUAUUUAUUUGCAAAGCUCUGACGUCUUGCACCUUAAUACGUAGUCUUUUGUGCUGAAACGACUGAUUGAGAACACAGGAAAAAAAUUACAAUUUUAUUUUAGAGGAACUGUUUGUAAAGUGUAAAAAGACAGAAGGAAACAGACGUUUUUUAAAAAGGAAGGACUUGCAGAGAAGUCUGCAGAAAAUGUAAAUGUAAAUGCCCUUGUCAGCUGCCAGGUCCUAGAUACUGUAGGUCUACAGUGUGCAUAUUUAGUGCAGUUUGAUGUCAUGUGUUAUUUUUGUAAGUUCUGUAGAAACUUGUUUUAUAGUCUGAGAAAAGAUUAAAAAAAAUGUUUUUCUGUGAAUUGUAAUUAAAAAGAGAGAUGUGCGUAUA
Molecule: messenger RNA, 6188 nt
Organism: Mugil cephalus (flathead mullet)
Lineage: Eukaryota; Metazoa; Chordata; Actinopteri; Mugiliformes; Mugilidae
Gene: fhod3a
Product: formin homology 2 domain containing 3a
Exons: 30
Coding region: 354-5192 (1612 amino acids)
Biological process (GO): cortical actin cytoskeleton organization; actin filament network formation; cardiac myofibril assembly
Cellular component (GO): cytoplasm; cytoskeleton
Molecular function (GO): actin filament binding
Source: RefSeq, a predicted model, not a curated record